Molecule: messenger RNA, 1398 nt
Organism: Strongyloides ratti
Lineage: Eukaryota; Metazoa; Nematoda; Chromadorea; Rhabditida; Strongyloididae
Product: Domain of unknown function SprT-like domain-containing protein
Exons: 3
Coding region: 1-1398 (465 amino acids)
Cellular component (GO): nucleus
Source: RefSeq, a predicted model, not a curated record
AUGCAAAAAAUAUUAAUUCAAGAUAUAAAACCACUAAUAUAUUCAUGUUAUUAUACCCCUAAUGAUUCCUUAGGGAAAACAUUCUCUUUUAAUAACAGUCAAUUAGUUUCUGAUGAUAAUGAGACUUGUUAUCAAUUGUUUUCUAGAAAUAGUUAUCAACCAAAAAGUGUGCCUUCACCUAUACUACCAGUGGAUGAUUUUUGGGAUGAUGAUUCAUGUGGAUAUUUAGAUGAUGCGAAACAUUUUAUAACAGAUGAUUCAGAAGUCUUUCAAAAAUCUUCAAAUGUAUCAACGAUGUCAAAAAACAAUGAAAAUUUGAAUAAGGCGUUUCAUCAAAUUUCACCAUCAGAUGAUGAAUAUUUAGAAAUAACACAUGCUCUUGACACAGAAAGUUCUGAUGACAGUGAUUACGAUGUACUCAAAGCAGGAGGUAUACUUUCUAUUAUGUCAAAAGAUAAAUCUGGCAAUGUCAAAGAAAAUGAUUCAUUUAUCAAUACUUCUACUGUACGUCAAAAGAAAAAAUUUAUUAAAAGUAAUUUUGAAUCAUCAAUUAAUCAAAAUGAUUUUGAUAAAGGAGAAACAUCUUUUGAGAAUGGAUCAUCUUCUGAGUUUUCUUCUUCUGAAGAAAAUGAAACAGAUAAUAAAAGUAAAUAUUUUUUUAAAGUCAGGAGAAAUGAUGUUCAACUCACUAAACGUAAAACAAAAAUUCCAAAGGAUAUAGAUUUUGUAAAUAUUAAUUUAUGUGAAGCUCGAUUAUUUAUGGAAUACUUAAAUGAAAAUUAUCCAGGUGAUAGGCCAAAAAAUGUUCAGUACUUUUUUAGUAGUCAUUUUUUUAAAAAAAGAGGAUUCGAGUUAAUGGAAAUAUGCUUUAAAAUUUUUAACAAAUAUUGUUUUGGGAAUUUACUUCCUGAUACAAUAAAAUUAGAAUGGAAUAAUCGUCUCCGUAAAACUGCCGGAACAACAUCAUUUUCAAAUAAAAGUGGGAUAAAAAUUGUGUUAUCUGAUAAAGUUUGUGACAAACCAUACCGUGUCCGUGAUACUUUAAUUCAUGAGAUGUGUCAUGCAGCUUCAUUUUCAAUUGACAAAGUUUUUAAAGAUGGCCAUGGUCCUUCUUUUAAAAAAUGGGCUGCAAUAUGUAGUAAAAGUUUUCCAAAAAUACCUGAAGUAUCUCGUUGUCAUAAUUAUGAUAUUGAUGCUAAAUAUCACUACAUCUGUGAAGGUUGCCGGCAAACAGUUAAAAGACAUUCAAAAUCAUUAAAUAUUUCAAAAAAAGUAUGCGGGAAAUGUAGAGGUAGAUUUGUUCUUCAUGUACGUGGUAGAAAAGAUGCAGCCGUUACUGUUGAAAAAGUUAAGGAAAUUGAUUUCCUGUCAGAAUUGCUAACUAACAGUUCACUAUAA